This is a messenger RNA of Adelges cooleyi (spruce gall adelgid), 804 nucleotides long. RefSeq lists its product as uncharacterized. The transcript is spliced from 8 exons. The coding region runs from base 1 to 684 and encodes 227 amino acids. The record is from RefSeq and is a predicted model, not a curated record. NCBI's taxonomy places the organism in Eukaryota, Metazoa, Arthropoda, Insecta, Hemiptera, Adelgidae.
AUGCCUAUGGAUUUAAGUUUAGAAAUAAGGAUUGAAUGGUUAACAGAGUCGAACGCCUUACUAAAAUCUGAUGAUAACCAAAACGCUAAGGCAACAUUACCAAACACACAUUACGCUGAAGCUUCUGUAGAAAGUUUGGAACAGUCUUCUGAAUAUAAGACUGCAAGGGACGCUUUGCCGUUAAAUGACCGGUUGGCCACGGCCACUGAAGCGUCCGAGGAAUUAGAGCAGAUUAAAAACAUACUAAUAGAAGAAAAGCAACAUGUCAUAACCAAAUGUCAACAAUAUUACGAAGAAAUAAGACUUUUAGCAGUAACUGAAAAUAGCCCACUAACAAGGGCCAGAAAUAAAAAAUUAAGAUUGUGUUUGUCCAAAUGUCAAGAUUUAAAAAUUUUUAUAGAAGAUCUGGAAAGUGGUCCUGAGACUGCAGAGGACGCUUUGCCGUCUACGGCAGAAAUGGAAUUAGAGCGGUUACAUGAAGAAAUUAAAGAUAAAAAGAGAAAUUUACAAAGGACAAUUGAAGCGGACAGACAACAAUUAUAUGGCAACCAUGGCGUGAACAAAAAAAGGAUAAAUAGGAGUAUUUCAAGAAACCUCGUUAUCAGAUCAUUUUUAGUUCAUCUUAAAGAUCGUAUCCAGAAACGAAGUAUCAGAGAGCCACGGCCAGGACUAUUCGAGUGUUAGGCCCAUUUACAUAACAUAUUGGACAUCAACAUCAACCAUCAUCAUGAACGACACAUUACCAGACUAGGCCCGCAACAGUAGUGAUCCUGGUGAAUAACACCAACCACAAUUAUUAUGUCA